AUGCAAGAUUUCAUCAUGGGAAAUGGCUAUUACAACAUAGUGGCUACUGUGCUAUUGGUCAUGAAUCUUGAGAGGACACGAUCAUUGCAGGAUUUCUGUAACUGUUCAGCAGGUACUUUCUGUGGGAAAAGCAGUCUGGAGCCUUGCAUUUCUUGUCCUUUAAAUAGUUUCUCCAGCACAAGCGGACAGAAGUCCUGUGACAUAUGCAGAAAGUGUGAAGGUAUUUUCAGGAUCAAGAAGCCGUGUUCCCCCACCAGCAAUGCAGAGUGUGAAUGCAUUUCGGGAUUCCACUGCCAAGGGGCAGGAUGUUCCAUGUGUGCAAAGGACUGUAAACAAGGUCAAGAAUUAACAAAUGAGGGUUGUAAAGACUGCUCUUUUGGGACAUUUAAUGAUCAGGAACACGGCAUCUGUCGACCUUGGACAGACUGUUCUUUGAAUGGAAAGGCUAUCCUUGUAAACGGGACGAAGGAAAGUGACGUAGUGUGUGGACCACCGCCACCUGACUUCUCUCCAGGUGCAUCCUCCACCAUCGUGCCUGCCUCUGGGAGAGAGCCAGGUCUCACCUCCCAGAUCAUCAUCUUCUUCCUUGCCCUGACAUCAGCUGCCAUGCUGUGCCUGGCAUCCUUCGUGUUUCUCCGUUUCUCUGUGGUUAAACAGGGCAGAAAGAAGCUCCUGUAUAUAUUCAAACAACCAUUUAUGAGACCAGUACAAACAGCCCAAGAGGAAGAUGCCUGCAGCUGCCGAUUUCCAGAAGAAGAGGAAGGAGAAUGUGAACUGUGA
Messenger RNA from Budorcas taxicolor (takin), 780 nucleotides. It is a transcript of the gene TNFRSF9, whose product is annotated as TNF receptor superfamily member 9. Gene Ontology annotation, biological process: apoptotic process; negative regulation of cell population proliferation. Gene Ontology annotation, molecular function: signaling receptor activity; cytokine binding. The transcript is spliced from 7 exons. Bases 1 to 780 code for a protein of 259 amino acids. Gene Ontology annotation, cellular component: external side of plasma membrane. The record is from RefSeq and is a predicted model, not a curated record. Lineage: Eukaryota; Metazoa; Chordata; Mammalia; Artiodactyla; Bovidae.